This is a messenger RNA of Engraulis encrasicolus (European anchovy), 5114 nucleotides long. RefSeq names its product cadherin 11, type 2, OB-cadherin (osteoblast) (gene cdh11). Gene Ontology annotation, cellular component: plasma membrane; adherens junction; catenin complex. Bases 1017 to 3407 code for a protein of 796 amino acids. The transcript has 12 exons. NCBI's taxonomy places the organism in Eukaryota, Metazoa, Chordata, Actinopteri, Clupeiformes, Engraulidae. Gene Ontology annotation, molecular function: calcium ion binding; cadherin binding. Gene Ontology annotation, biological process: calcium-dependent cell-cell adhesion; adherens junction organization; homophilic cell-cell adhesion. The record is from RefSeq and is a predicted model, not a curated record.
GACGGAUGUUCCUGAGCCCGGUUUAACCAUUGAGCUGGUUGCGCGAGCAGGAGCUGGGACCGAGCGACAGAUCAGAGAGCGCUGCGCUUCCCAUCUAGCAACGGAGGGAGAGAGGGCCGACUACUUACUCACCGCCGGCGAGCACACAUCCUGCUCGCCCCUCGCAUUGCCACGGGCUUCAUUUCGUUUCGCUGAAGAGCGAGGGAGGACGCGACAGCUACACUGGUCGCAUCAGGCUGUUACGCGGGGGAUGCUACAGUUUUUAUUCGUCUGUAAUCUUCUUUGAUAGUCGUCUUUUGCGCUUCGGCGCCCUCUGCUUCGCAUCACUUCGUGUUUUACCAGCUUUGAGUGUUUUUCCCACUGAUGUUGAACUGCCUUUGGGGAAAGAAUCUCUGAAUCUGGAGUUGCUGAUACGAAGACUGUCUUAUGGGAUGUUGAUGUUGGCUGUCAGAAGACACGAGUCCAUUUAGAGCUUCAAAUGGGGAACACAGUGGGCAUACACAUCACUGCCUGAUUAACUGUUAAGAUUCACAAGGACACCAGAAGAAGAAAAAAAGAAAAAAAACGACAGGAAGUGAACAGCUCCGAGAAAAAAAAGAGUGUGAGAGACGAAUUAAGCAAAGUGAGAACACAUCAAAUGUGAUGGUUGAGGUGGGCCGAGGACUUUUCCGGUGAGGUCCUGAGUUCUGCGCUCUUCCUCCCCGUCCCUCUUCCCUUCCUCCUCUUCCUCCUCCUCUUCCUCUUCCUCCUCCCCAACCCCCACCCCCAAGAGGAGCACCCACCCUCCCUAGCCUGUCUUGGGAGUGUUCCAUUUCCCAGCAUUCCCUACUGGCUGUCCAUCCCCGGUGGACCACGGGCCGAGAGACGAGAGACACAAGACCAGCGUGGGCUGGUGCUGACGGACUGACGGAAAUAGAGAGAGAGAGAGAGAGAGAGAGAGAGAGAGAGAAAGCGAGAGAACGAAGCCAUCGAACCACAAGGCGAAAUAGAGGGAGAUAGUGCUCUAGCGAGAGAAGAUGAGGGAAGGCGUGUGGCUGUGUGUGUGUCUGGUCGCGGCGUCGCUGCUGUGCGGCGUGUCGUGGGGAAUGGAGCAGCAGCAGCGGCCUCACCGGCGCCACCUGGGGAUGCGCGGGCGCCAUCGCGGCGAGAGGGGCAAGGAGGGACAGGUGCUGCACCGUUCCAAACGAGGAUGGGUCUGGAACCAGUUCUUCGUCAUCGAGGAGUACACGGGACCUGACCCCGUGCUGGUCGGACGGCUCCACUCAGACGUUGACUCGGGCGACGGCAACAUCAAGUACAUCCUGUCCGGCGAGGGUGCGGGCACCAUCUUCGUGAUCGACGACAAGACGGGCAACAUCCACGCCACCAAGACGCUGGACCGCGAGGAGCAGGCCCAGUACACGCUGACCGCCCAGGCCGUUUCCAGGGAUACCAACAGGCCGCUCGAGCCGCCCUCGGAGUUCAUCGUGAAGGUGCAGGACAUCAACGACAACCCGCCCGAGUUCCUGCAGGGGCCCUACUACGCACACGUGCCAGAGAUGUCCAACGUUGGCACGUCGGUGAUGACGGUGACGGCGUCGGAUGCGGAUGACCCCACCUAUGGCAACAGCGCUCGGCUGGUUUACAGCAUCCUGCAGGGACAGCCCUACUUCUCCGUUGAGCCGCAGACAGGUGUGAUCCGUACUGCGCUGCCCAAUAUGGACCGCGAGGCCCGGCAGGAGUACGACGUGGUGAUCCAGGCCAAGGAUAUGGGGGGGCACAUGGGGGGUCUGUCGGGCACCACGGAGGUCAAGAUCACUCUCACAGACGUCAACGACAACCCACCCAAGUUCCCGCAAAGUGUGUACACGAUGGCGGUGAUGGAGGACAAGGUGGUGGGAGAAGAGGUGGGUCGCCUGAAGGCCAAGGACCCGGACAUGGGGGAGAACGGCCUGGUGGAGUACCGCUUCCUGGAGGGCGACGGCAUGGCCGUGCUGGAGAUCACCAAGGACUCCGUGACCCAGGAGGCCGUCAUCAAACUCAAGAAGGUGGUGGACUACGAGAAGAAGAAGACGUACACGGUGAAAGUGGAGGCCUCCAACCCGCACGUGGACUCCCGUUUCCUCGCCUGGGGGCCUUACAAGGACACGGCCACGGUGAAGGUGAGCGUGGAGGACGCGGACGAGCCGCCUGUCUUCAGCGAAGCCAGCUACGGCUUCACGGUGGACGAGAACGCCCCCGAGGGGACUGUGGUGGGACGCGUCCACGCCAGGGACACGGACACCGCCAACAACCCUGUCAGGUACAUGAUUCCGCGCUACACAGACCUGGGCCAGUUCUUCAGCAUCACUCACGAGGAUGGCGUCAUCAAGACCACUCGGCCCCUGGAUCGGGAGACACAGCUAUGGCAUAACAUCAGCGUUAGCGCCACGGAGAUCGGUGGGCAUCACCAAGACUCCAAAGUCCGUGUGAACAUCAAGGUGAAAGAUGAGAACGAUAACCCCCCUGAAUUCGCCACCAAUAACGAGGUCCUCGUCUGUGAAAAUGCAGCACCAGGCAAGCUCAUUGAGACGGUCAGCGCAGUGGAUAAGGACGAGAUGGCUCAUCGGCAGUACUUCAGCUUCGCUCUGCCUAUCGAGGUCCAGAACAACCACAACUUCACACUCAAGGACAACAAAGAUGGCACGGCGAGUAUCUACACGAUGCGUAAGGGCUUCAGCCGGAUGACCCAGGACAUGUACUUCCUGCCGGUGGAGAUCAACGAUAACGGCGUGCCGCCGAUGAGCAGUACCCAGACCCUGACCAUCCGCGUCUGCAGCUGCGACAGCAGGGAGACCAUCCUCUCCUGCAACGUGGAGCCCUUCAUACUGCCCGCCGGGCUCAGCACCGGGGCGCUCAUCGCUAUACUGGCCUGCAUCGUUAUACUGCUAGCGAUCGUGGUGUUGUUCGUGGCCCUGCGUCGGCAGAAGAAGGAGCCUCUGAUCGUGUUCGAGGAGGAGGACAUCCGCGAAAACAUCAUCACUUACGACGACGAGGGCGGCGGCGAGGAGGACACGGAGGCCUUCGACAUCGCCACGCUGCAGAACCCCGACGGCGCCAACGGCUUCCUGCCGCGCAAGGACAUGAAGCCCGAGCUGGCGUAUCCCCUCAGACCCGGCGGCGACCGGCCCGCGGCGGCCAGCGUAGACGUGGACGACUUCAUCAAGACGCGCAUCGCAGAUGCAGACAACGACCCCACUGCGCCCCCCUACGACUCCAUCCAGAUCUACGGCUACGAGGGGCGCGGGUCGGUGGCGGGCUCGCUCAGCUCGCUGGAGUCCGUCACCACAGACUCGGAUCUGGACUAUGAUUACCUGCAGAGCUGGGGGCCACGCUUCAAGAGGCUGGCCGACCUGUACGGAACCAAAGACUCGGCGGAAGACUCUUAACGUCAACGUCAACUAACGUGAAACGUGUUUUUUUGUCGACAUGGAAACUACACCUACCCCAACCCAAAUCCCCCCCACCCAAAGCGCCACCACCACCAUCACCACUAGUACGACCCUUACCUACCCACUCUCCCCAACGCCGAUGUCCCCUUUGACCACUUGAAUCCCUGGCCUCGCCCCAGCUCACCUACCUACCUACACCAGCCCUCUCCCUCCCUCCUUCCCUCUCUCUCCCCCUCCCUCCACCAUCUCUGCCAACUAACUAUGUGCAGUGUGUGAAGUUUACUAUAAGUACAACCAUGAGUCCAUCUAUUUAUAGUAAACUUUUAGUUAGUUAGUUUGUUGUUUUUUGGAGUAUACAUGUAGUAUACUUUGUCCCUGUGUGGGAACAGUUGAAAAAGUAUUAUGAGGGGGUAGCAGCAGCGGCUGACGAAUAGGCUUGAAUAUUCACACGAUGAUGGAUUGGGAAGAGCGCUAAAGACAGACAGGGAUGGAAAGAGAGAAAGAAUGUUGAAGAGAGUGAAGUAAUAAUAUUACUGGUAUAAAUGGUAUAAAGGUAUAAAUGACGAUGAUAAUAAUAAUAAAUGAUAAUAAUAAUAAAUGAGGCACCUCUGUGGGAUGUAUGGUAUGUAAAUGACGUUUUAUGUAGAAACAAAGACAAAGGAAGGGUAAGAAUCAAUCACAGUGUUAGUUCACGAUUAUGUUGUUAGUAGGGUUGCAGGACCUAUUGUUCGUAGGGUAGCAGGUCAGAUUAGAGCGAUGGUGUUGACGUCACAGAGAAACACAGGAUGGUUGAUACUGUGAAUGAGCUCACAAAGCCGAAGACGACGAAGAGGAAGAGGAGGAAAGAUGAAGAAAACAGUUGCCUUAUUAACAAAACACAAAAAAACAUACGUAGAAACACCGCCACAAAACCUUGGACUGGCCGCGCGCGAGCGACUGGCCUGGUGUUCCAUCUGUGGAUUCCUAAGUUCUUUUUCAUUUUUUAUUUUUUUCGUUUUUUAUUUGCUGAACUCAUUGUCUUCUUUUUAUGCCACCCGAACCAGAUGGAGACAGCAAACAUGUGACUGUGUGUGUGUUUCUCGAAUCAAGAACUCGAACUCCCCCUUGUCCUGUUCACCUUCACCAAUGAUCAGUGACUGAGAAAGACCUGUGAGCUCAAAAAAACGCCUUAAAAUACAGACACUCUUGCAACGCAGUGCAUUUCUCUUUUGUAACUUGAAAAGAUAUAUCCUAAAGCAAGCAGAACUACAUAUAGUGUAUGUACAGUGCAGUGUGCGGAAUCGUCUUUUGAGGAUCAAAAAUUGCGCCUAUUGGUUUCACGGCAAUCUCUUUUUUUGUUAUUCAACUAUUAUUAUAAUUAUUAUUAUUAUUAUUAUUAUUUUAUUGAUUAUUACUUAUUUGCAUUUGUUUUUCUUUUUUUUCAUUUCUUUGUUUCUUUAUUGACGUAUAUGUUAUUCUCCCUUGUGAGAAAAUAGCAAUCUGUCCUGUCGCAGUGAGAAGAAAAAAAAUGGCUAAUUUCUAUGUCAAUUUUAUGGUAACUAUUUGUACAAUUUUAAAAGUUCUUAUUUUAGUAUACAUACAGAUAUCAGUAUUUCAACAUGUAAGAAAAAUGUUACAGCAUCACACUUAUAUUUUAUGAACAUUGUACCGUUGCUUUAUGAUGUGCUUCAGACUACGAAGCGGACAAACUUUGAAAUAAAUGCU